AUGUCACAUAUUAUAAUUUCGCUUCCAGAGACCGCAGGUGUUUCGCUUUCUUCCGUGCAACAAUGGCUGGAAACAAGCAUCGACCAGGGUAGUGCUGAAGUUCAUAGCGUUAAAUUACCCGAUUUCAAAGUAGCUACUUUAGACUCCUUAGUGGCGCAAUCAGAAGAACUAUCCAAACUUGAUGGUCAGCUGUACUCAUCUAUUGGGAAAGUCGAAGAGAUUUUGGAUUCAAUUGGGGGAAAAGUCAAUAAAACUGAUAUCUAUGAUGAUCUAGAGAAGUUCAAUUGGAAUGGCGGUAGAUUUCGUUUAAACAAAUCAACUGAUGAAUUAAUCAAAAUGAUAUCAAGCCAGGGUCUACAAUUGGAUGCCGACCUAAGAAACCAAUACCAAUCUUACAUUACUGCAAAAUCCAACCUCAACAAUGUCGAAAGGAAACAAAAUGGUGAUUUAUCUGUUAAAUCGUUGCAUGAUAUUGUCAAGAAAGAUGAUUACAUUGAUAGUGAGCAUCUAACAACGAUUUUCCUAGCUGUUCCAAACUCAUUGGUGAAGGAGUUUUAUAACACCUACGAAACUGCUUCUCCAUUUGUUGUACCAAGAAGUGCAAGACUGCUAAACAGCGAUUCCGAAUUUCAUCUUUUCGCUGUUACUUUAUUCAAAAAAUAUGAAUCUGAGUUCUUACAUGCUGCUAGAGAGAAUAAGUGGAUUCCAAGAAACUUCAAGUAUUCGGAAUCCACAAUUGAGGGUUUGAGAAAUGAAUAUUCUCAAGCUAAGAAGGAUGAAUUCAUCUUAAAGAACGACUUGCUAAGAUUAACUAAGGAAGCUUUUACCGAAAUUUUCUUAUGCUGGUCUCACAUCAAAUUCUUACGGGUUUUCAUAGAGAGUGUUCUAAGAUAUGGUUUACCUCCUAAUUUCUAUUGCUUCGUUCUUAAGCCAAAACAUCUAGAUGCUGCUAAGAAAGAGCUGAUAGAAAAAUUCGGUUAUUUGGGCGGUAAAUCAGGCGCAAAUGAUGAUUUGCAUGAAUACGCAGGUAUCGUGGAUACAGAUUAUGAACCCUUUGUCAUAUAUACUGUUUAG
Messenger RNA from Pichia kudriavzevii, 1074 nucleotides. RefSeq lists its product as uncharacterized. NCBI's taxonomy places the organism in Eukaryota, Fungi, Ascomycota, Pichiomycetes, Pichiales, Pichiaceae. Gene Ontology annotation, biological process: proton transmembrane transport. Gene Ontology annotation, molecular function: proton-transporting ATPase activity, rotational mechanism. The coding region runs from base 1 to 1074 and encodes 357 amino acids. Gene Ontology annotation, cellular component: vacuolar proton-transporting V-type ATPase, V1 domain. The transcript has a single exon. The record is from RefSeq and is a predicted model, not a curated record.